AUGCACGCAAUAGAGAACUUUCCUCGGGUUGAACGGCAGAAACUCAUUAAAGACACAUACGCGAAGAUCCUGCAUCUUCCCGGCCGACGCACUUACUCCGUCGGCAUCAAGCGCAUCUGCGAGCAUGCAGACCAAAUCUUCACCGGUGAAGCCAACACGUUGGAUUUGCUGAUGCAAAACAACAUCCUCGCGAGCUUCGACGGGAGCAGCCUCCCUCCCUAUUCCGUCUAUACCUUUACCGAUAUCUCCGCGGGCUUCUUCACGCAGGCCAAAGAAUGGUUCACCUACGCGCCCAACAUGGAGUUCCGGAUCUUCGACAUCUCCCAAGACGGUCUCGCCCAGGGCUUCGAAGCCGCGUCCUACGACCUCAUCCUCGCACCGAAUGUCGUGCACGUAACCGCACCCUUGAAGGAAACGCUGUCGAACCUGGAGCCGCUGCUCAAGCCCGAUGGUUUCAUCAUCCUGACUGAACUGUGCUCCCUCGUCAAGUCGCCCAACUACAUCUUUGGCAACUUCCCGGAGCGGUGGGAUGUUGAACUGAAGGCGGCCGGCUUCACCGGUGUUGACGCCGUUGUGCCGGACCAGGGCGUACCUUCCUACCGGCUGGCGGCCACCAUCAUCUCCCAGCCUGCGCGGAAGGCCGAUGUGCCGGAAAUCGACCGAGCGGUCACCUUGCUAUGCCAGAGCGCGGACGCAGACAUUGUGAAGCGACUCCAGUUGUAUCUGCGGGACGGUGGCCGGCAGGUCGAGAGGUGCCGGCUGGGGGAAGAGAUGCCGCCCAAGGGCCGGGACAUCAUCGCCAGCGUCGGAUUAGAUAGUGACUUCUUUAGUGAAGACCUGUCGCCUGAUUGGCUGGCCGCAGUCCAGGCCCUGAUCCGACACGUAGAUGCUGAGAAGGUUCUAUGGCUGUGUCCGCCAUUCCAGGUGCGGUGCAAUGACCCGCGGUCUGCGCAGACGCUCAGCGUUGCUUGA
This is a messenger RNA of Aspergillus fischeri NRRL 181, 972 nucleotides long. RefSeq names its product class I SAM-dependent methyltransferase. The transcript has 3 exons. The coding region runs from base 1 to 972 and encodes 323 amino acids. The record is from RefSeq and is a predicted model, not a curated record. NCBI's taxonomy places the organism in Eukaryota, Fungi, Ascomycota, Eurotiomycetes, Eurotiales, Aspergillaceae.